AAAAUGUCCGGUGGAUUGCAGCUUUAAAAGAUGGCCACUGCCGGGCUGGCUGAUGGGAAGCAAGCCCUGCCGGCCGCGCAUGCCGCCCAUAGCGCAAAUUCACCUGGCGCCCCACAUUUAGGUCAUUCCCCACAAUAAAAGACCAGACACACACAACAGCUUCCGGGGCGGAAAUAUUAAAUUCCUGGCAACCCUGCGAUUUUUGGCUCCGCACAACUGAAUCUACGGAAAUUUCGCAAACCGCUAACCACCUUCUGCACACGAUCCGGCGACCGAUUUUCCACGCGUCACUCAUCAAUCAGUCGCAAAAAUGGAUUCCUCCAAGGCUCCCGUCAAGCUCGUCAAGGUCACCCGCGUUUUGGGCAGAACCGGCUCCCGUGGUGGUGUCACCCAGGUUCGCGUUGAGUUCAUGGACGAUACCACUCGUUCCAUCAUCCGCAACGUCAAGGGUCCUGUCCGCGAGGAUGAUAUCCUUGUCCUUCUCGAGUCCGAGCGCGAGGCCCGCCGCCUCAGAUAA
Molecule: messenger RNA, 517 nt
Organism: Podospora pseudocomata
Lineage: Eukaryota; Fungi; Ascomycota; Sordariomycetes; Sordariales; Podosporaceae
Gene: RPS28A
Product: 40S ribosomal protein S28
Exons: 3
Coding region: 311-517 (68 amino acids)
Biological process (GO): maturation of SSU-rRNA; translation; ribosomal small subunit assembly
Cellular component (GO): cytosolic small ribosomal subunit; ribosome
Molecular function (GO): structural constituent of ribosome
Source: RefSeq, a predicted model, not a curated record